GUUUUUUAAAGUUAACUCCUAUGGAUAAGAGCUGGAUUGAGAUAAGGAAUAGGCUAGACCCCCUACCUAUAUACAAGGGUUAGAAAAGUUUAUAGAAUUUGCUUAUGAUAAAAAGCAUCCAGAUUCAAAGAUAUAUUGUCCUUGCAAGAAAUGUGUGAACCUUAUAUUUGGGACAAGAAGUGGCGUGAAAGAACAUUUAAUUAUAAAUGGAUUCAAUACUAAGUAUACAAGAUGGACAAUUCAUGGAGAGUCUUUAGCUUCAUCUAGUAGAAAUGAAUUGGAUGCAAAUCAAAGCUCUUAUUUUCAAGAUGAUAUGAUUGGUAUGGUGCAUGAUGCAUUUGGAGUUCCAAGGCAAGAUGGUGGGAUUAGAGACGAUGAAGGACUUGAAAGUAUGGGAUUAGGGCCCGAUAAGGAGACUAAGAAAUUUUUUAAGCUGCUUGAAGAUGCACAACGUGAGUUGUACCCCAAUUGUAAGACAUUCACAGCUCUCUCUUUUACAACUCAUUUGUUGCAUAUAAAAGUGCUUGGUGGUUGGACUGAUACCUCAUAUGAUAUGCUAGUUGAGCUAUUGAGAAAAGCGUUUCCAGUUCGUGAAACCUUGCCCAAGUUGUUUCCUGAAGCAAAGAAGUUUAAUGAGGCCUUAGGCUUUAGUUACGAAAAAAUUGAUGCGUGUCCCAAGGAUUGUAUGUUGUUUUGGAAAGAUAAAAAGGGGCUGCGCAACUGCGAAAAAUGUGGAACAUCAUGAUAUAAAGAAUCUACUGUCUUUUCAGAUGAUGGAACGACCAAACUAACACAAAUUCCUGCGAAACAAGUAAGGCAUUUUCCUUUAAAGCCAGCGCUUCAAAAGCUUUUCAUGUCAGAGGAAACAUCAAAACAUAUGAGAUGGCAUGCAAAGGGACGGACCAAUGAUGGUAAAUGGAGGCACCCUGCUGAUACACCUGCUUGGAAAAUAUUAGACAAAAAACACCCUGAAUUUGCGAAAGACAUUCGAAAUGUGAGAUUGGGAUUAGCAGCCGAUGGUUUUACCCUGUUUAGAACAAUGAGCAUUACUCAUUGCAUGUGGCCAGUCGUGUUGAUGCCGUAUAACUUGCCUCCAUGGUUGUGCAUGAAACAACCGUUUUUCAUUUUGGCUUUGCUCAUUGAUGGUCCUCAUGGUCCUGGAAAUGAUAUUGAUGUAUACUUGCAGCCUUUGAUUGAGGAGUUAAAUGAGUUGUGGACUAAAGGUGUGCUUACUUUUGAUGCAUCAACCCAACAAAUGUUUCGUAUGCAAGCAACAAUAUUGAUGGGAACUAUAAAUGAUUUUCCAGCAUUAGCAAUUUUAUCUGGUUGGAGCACAAAAGGAGCACUAGCUUGUCCUUCUUGCAAUGUGGAAACCCAAUCUUUAUGGUUGAAGAACUUUAGGAAGUACUGCUAUAUGGGCCAUAGACGCUUCUUGGAUCAAUGACAUAACUUUCGGAAAGAUGCCAUAUCUUUUGAUGGAACUAUUGAAACUAGACCAAGGCCACUUCAUUUGUCUGGUGUUGAUAUUUUUAAACAAGUUCAAUUCAUUCAGAAUAAUUUUGGGAAGGGUGAAGAAAGGGGGAGAACUGCACCUAAAAAGAGACGACUACAUGCUGAUGAUGGAAUAAGUGCCAACACUAUGGAGCAAGGAGUAGAACAUAAUCGGAAAAAGAGAAGUAUAUUUUUUGACUUAGAGUAUUGGGUGGAUAUUUUGAUUCGCCACAAUAUUGACUUGAUGCAUACUCAGAAGAAUGUCUUGGAAAAUAUACUUGGGACACUACUCAAUAUUUUGGGGAAAAUAAAGGACAAUCUAAAGGCUCAACAAGACCUAAAGGUCAUGCGUAUACGCAUGGCACUCCAUCCUCAACAACGGCCUAGUGGGAAAGUCUAUUUACCUCCUGCUUCUUUCACAAUGAGUAAAGAACAUAAAUAUAUAUUUUGCAAAGUGUCGAAAAAUGUUAAAGUUCCUGAUGGUUACCCCUCCAAUAUUUCACGCCGUGUAAACCUCAAAGACACAACUAUUUCAGGGUUGAAGAGCCAUGAUUGUCAUAUUCUUAUGCAACAACUAUUGCCAUUGGCUGCGAGGAGGGCAUUUGCCUAGACAUGUUUGUGAAGCCAUAAUUGAGUUGAGCACUUUUUAUAGACGGUUAUGCUCCAAAGUAAUGGAUCCAAAUGACUUUGAGGAUCUUAAAAAGCAAAUUGCAUUGACUCUUUGCCGUUUCGAGAAGAUUUUUCCACCUUCAUUUUUUGAUAUAAUGGAACAUUUACCCAUUCAUUUAGCAGAACAAGCGUCGCUGGACCAGUAUAUUAUCGAUGGAUGUACCCCAUUGAGAGGUAUUUCUUACACUCAAGAAGUACGUGCGUAAUAUGAGCCAUCCAAAGGGAUCCAUUGCAAAAGGUUAUUUGACAGAACAAUGCUUGACAUUUUGUGCGCGGUACUUGCAUGAUGUUGAGACAAAGUUAAGUCGACCAAUACGAAACUACGACGGUGAGCAUGGAGGUCGUGGUUUAGGGAAAGGAAAAUUGUUUGAGCUUGAUAACAUUGCUUGGGCGCAGGCACAUAGAUAUGUCCUAGCCAAUUCUGAUGUCAUAGCCCCAUUCCGGGAGGAACACAUUCAAGUUCUUAGAAAUGAUAGUUGCCAGUUACGUGAGUGUGAUCUUAUGAGGAAGCACAAUGAACAAUUUUCUAAUUGGUUUAGAGAUCAUGUUCAAGACUUGCUACGAACAAAAAAUGUGAACAUAUCCGACGAACUGAGUGUGUUAGCUUCAGCACCAAACAAAUGGGCUAGAAGGUAUACUGGGUACAUUAUAAACGGGUUUCGAUUUCACACCAAGGAGCGUGAGGAGAGGAGGAAAACUCAAAACAGUGGAGUAUCAUUAACUGCAUACACACAAAGUUAUGCAAGCUCAAGAGAUAAACGGCCAGUUACAGGAGAGGUCAUUUUCUAUGGAGUUUUAAGGGAUAUCAUUGAAUUGAGAUAUUCUAAUGACUUUAAGUUUGUGCUAUUCAAAUGCGAUUGGGUGGAUAACAACGUAGGAACGAGGCAAGAUGAGUUCAAGUUCACACUCGUAAAUUUCAGGCACCUUUUGUAUAGACACAAUCGCACAUCAGAUGAACCAUUCAUCCUUGCAUCUCAGGCGCAACAGGUUUGGUAUGUUCAAGACCCCAUUGAUGAAGAUUGGCAUGUCGUUGUUAAGAUGACUCCUAGAGACUUAUACGACAUGAAUGGAAAAAAAUCUACAGAAGAUGAAAUCACUUGUCCCCAAGCUGAGCCUUAUAGUGGUCAACAGUUAGAUGAUGUUACAUAUACUCUUGAUAAUGAUGUUAACUGGGUUAGAACAGAUGUGGAAGGAGUAACAGUUGAUGACGAUAUAGAUGGUGACGAUUAUGAUAAUGUUGGUGCAGAAGAUAAUGAUGAGGAGGUUGAUUAUGGUGAUGAGGAGGAGGUUGAUUAUGGUGAUGAGGAGGAGGAUUGUACUGAUGAUGAUGAUGAUGAUUUUGAGGAAAAUGAUGAAGAUGGAGAUCAUGACAAGAAUGAUUAGUUUCUUUUUUUGUAUGAUGCCAUGUUUUUCUUGUUUUUUCGCACUUAGAAAGUGGGACCAUAUGUUAUGUAUUUUUUUGUAUCUAGUACUUGUUUUUGCUUCUAUCUUUUUAUUCUUUAGUUUUUACGCUAUUGAGAUAUUUAAUUUUUGAUUA
Messenger RNA from Rhododendron vialii, 3697 nucleotides. RefSeq lists its product as uncharacterized. The record is from RefSeq and is a predicted model, not a curated record. The transcript is spliced from 4 exons. NCBI's taxonomy places the organism in Eukaryota, Viridiplantae, Streptophyta, Magnoliopsida, Ericales, Ericaceae. The coding region runs from base 2368 to 3543 and encodes 391 amino acids.